UUCUAUUCGAAUAAAAACGAAGGUCCUAUAGCGGUGGCGCUUAAAAUUAAUUUUACACAAAAUUGACGGAAGUUCACUAGCUGCCAUUUGUAGUGUAGUGUGGUGUGGUGAAGCUUGGACGUGGUGAAUGGUGAACGUAACCGGGUCCUAGUAUAAGGAAAGUGUUGUGUUACUGGUGUUUUGGGAAUAGCAUGCGAAUGUUGCGAUUAAAACCUGAAAUUAUGGACGAUGACGAAAAGGGCAAGCUCUUUGUCGGAGGACUAUCCUGGGAGACAACCCAGGAUAACUUACAGAGAUAUUUUUCAAGGUAUGGAGAAGUAAUUGACUGCGUUGUUAUGAAAAAUGCCGAAUCAGGAAGGUCCAGAGGUUUUGGGUUUGUUACAUUUUCUGAUCCUGCAAAUGUAACCCAUGUUUUGCAGAAUGGACCUCACACUCUUGAUGGAAGAACAAUUGAUCCUAAACCAUGCAAUCCACGGACUUUGCAAAAACCAAAAAAGGGUGGAGGAUAUCCUAAAGUGUUUUUGGGUGGUUUGCCAUCGAAUGUGACGGAGACUGACCUCAGAAGUUUCUUUACACGGUUUGGAAAGGUUAUGGAAGUUGUCAUAAUGUAUGACCAAGAAAAGAAAAAAUCGAGGGGAUUUGGAUUCUUAUCAUUCGAAGAUGAUGAAGCUGUUGACCGAUGUGUAUCGGAACAUUUUGUUAAUUUAAAUGGAAAACAAGUUGAAAUAAAAAAAGCUGAACCACGAGAUGGUUCAGGUGGAACUAAAAUGGGAGGGGAUCCAUCAUCAGCUUGGGGACCCCCUCAAGCUCCUAUGGGAAUGAUACAAGGUCCAAAUGGCCAGAUGGGCGGGCCACCAAUGAGCAUUGGUGCUCCUAUGGGUCCCAAUAUGAUGCAGAGUUAUCAAGGUUGGGGUACAUCUCCACAACAGCAGAGCUAUGCUGGAUACGGUUGGGGUACAUCUCCACAACAGCAGAGCUAUGCUGGAUACGGUACUCCUUCAGGGCCAGGAUCAUAUCAAGGUUGGGGUGCACCACCAGCACCUCAAGGACCUCCACCACAAUGGGGAAACAAUUACGGUGGACCACCUCAGCAACAGGGUUAUGGGUCAUAUGGUGAGUAUGGUCCUAAUGCAGGCAGUGGAGCAGCAAGUUGGAAUAGUUGGAACAUGCCACAAAAUAGUGGAUCAACUGCACCAUCCGGGUAUAUUGCAGGGGAUAUGUACUCUAGGGGCCAAUCUGGUCCCGGUGGUCCUGCCACUCCCAGCGCACCUCCAAAUAUGUCAAACUCUGCAACAAACUCCAAACCGGGAUCAGACUACAACUAUGCCAGUUAUGGAUCAUAUUCAGCUGAUGGCUAUGGAGCUCCUCCAAGGUCAUAUGGUAGCGAUGCUGGAUCACAAGUUGGAGGAUAUUCGUCACAACCACCCAAUGCAGGUUAUUCAGCAGCCGGAGGAGAUUAUGUCAAUGGCCCACAGCGAGGAAGUGGUUAUGGCGUUGUUCAAUCGUACCACCCAUAUCGGAGAUAAUUUUCAAAAUUCCAUUCCCAAUGUUUUCAUCUGACUACUCGUUAUUGAAACGUUAUUAUUCACAAAACUGAAUUCAUUUGAGGGUCAACUACUUUGCCAAAACAUGAAUAAGUUUAGAGAUAAACUAAACCAUUAUAUAUUUAUCAAAACAUAUUAACGAGAAAUUAACAGCUAACAAUGAAAAAAAGUGUUAAAUAAAAAGAAGAGUAAUUGCCCAUCAACUUUUUAUGUAACAAUUUUUUUUGUUCAACACUAAUAAACUUUUGAAUUAUUGCCGCCUAGCUAUCCUCCUUGACUUUAAAUUAUAUCAUUAGUUUAAACAAAGAAUUGAGCUUUUUUAUGUGACAUACUUUGAUAUGUAUAAAUAU
Molecule: messenger RNA, 1894 nt
Organism: Leptinotarsa decemlineata (Colorado potato beetle)
Lineage: Eukaryota; Metazoa; Arthropoda; Insecta; Coleoptera; Chrysomelidae
Gene: Hrb27C
Product: Heterogeneous nuclear ribonucleoprotein at 27C
Biological process (GO): regulation of translation
Cellular component (GO): cytoplasm
Molecular function (GO): mRNA binding
Source: RefSeq, a predicted model, not a curated record